Chlorella variabilis is the source of this 945-nucleotide messenger RNA. RefSeq lists its product as hypothetical. Gene Ontology annotation, cellular component: proteasome regulatory particle, lid subcomplex; nucleus; cytoplasm. The coding region runs from base 1 to 945 and encodes 314 amino acids. The record is from RefSeq and is a predicted model, not a curated record. Gene Ontology annotation, biological process: ubiquitin-dependent protein catabolic process. Lineage: Eukaryota; Viridiplantae; Chlorophyta; Trebouxiophyceae; Chlorellales; Chlorellaceae. The transcript is spliced from 5 exons. Gene Ontology annotation, molecular function: ubiquitin binding; endopeptidase activator activity; proteasome binding.
AUGGAAACCAUUGUGGAACUUCGUGCGGGCUGCAUGGUGCUGGCCGACGGCCGCCUGGCUCCCGACCCCCGCAAGGGCCUCAUCCGAAUAACCCAGGCGCGCUGGGAGGCUGGCUUGCAGGACGAGGCGGGCCUCACCCACUUCUGCUGGCUUGAACGCGACGCCUCUGGCGCGGCUGUGGGGGAGCCGGAGCAGGACAUCGUGGUCAUCCCAGGGGAGAGCACAUUUGGCAAGAUUGCGCGCCCCGGCUCUCGCGUCUUCGAGCUGCGCUUCCCAGAGGAGAAGCACCGCAACCUGUUCUUCUGGGCACAGGAGGCGGCGGCGGAGAGCGACGAGGACUAUGUGGCGGCAGUGAACCUGGCGCUUAACCAGGGGGAGGGCGAGGAGGAGCAGGGUGGCGCGCAGGGCAUGGAGGGCGUGGAGGCAGGCGCGGCGGCAGCAUCACCGGCGGCGGCAGCAGCAGGCGCGGUGGCGUCGGGAGCAGCAGGCGGCGGCGGCGUGACCGGCAUCGGCGCUGCAGACCUUGCCGCCGUGCUGGGCAGCCUCCUGGCUGGCGGGGCGGGGCAGGGUGCUAGCGGGCAGGCGGGGCGGCGCCUGGCGGCUGACCCGGGGCCCUCGCUGUCGGAUGUGCUGCGUCCUGAGCUGCUGGCGCCGCUGCUGCGCUCCCCAGACAUGGUGCAGCGCCUGGCGCCCUUCCUGCCCGAGGAGCACAGGAGCGCGGACGCCAUCUCUGAGCUGGUGAGCACCCCUCAGUUCCGCCACCAGCUGGACCUCUUCUCCCACGCCCUCAUGACCGGCCAGCUGGACGCGUCGCAGUUUGGGCUGCCGCCCGGCGGCUAUGGCGUGCUGGAGUUCCUGGCCGGCAUCCAGCGCCAGGCAGACAAUCAGGCGGGGGCGGCAGCGAACGCGGGAGCAGCCGGCGACGCCGACGGGCGGCAGCAGUAG